Messenger RNA from Drosophila persimilis, 1395 nucleotides. It is a transcript of the gene Nsun5, whose product is annotated as probable 28S rRNA (cytosine-C(5))-methyltransferase. NCBI's taxonomy places the organism in Eukaryota, Metazoa, Arthropoda, Insecta, Diptera, Drosophilidae. Gene Ontology annotation, molecular function: methyltransferase activity. Gene Ontology annotation, biological process: rRNA base methylation. Bases 1 to 1302 code for a protein of 433 amino acids. The transcript is spliced from 4 exons. The record is from RefSeq and is a predicted model, not a curated record. Gene Ontology annotation, cellular component: nucleolus.
AUGAGUAAAUUCACGCAUUCCGUAAAAGUUCCAACCCAAUAUAAGGCCACAGCCAAAAUAUUAAAAGUUGCCCUGGAAAAGCAAAAGUCAAUCAAAUCCCUAAUUUUCGAGGAAAAGCAUGCACGCGUUCGAAGUCUGCAAGCGGUGCUGAAGCAUUAUAGCGACAAUCGUGGUGCCGUGGACAACGCCAUUGAGGAGACGAAUCUGCUGAAGGACAAUCCCAAUCUCGACUCGGCCCUGGCUAAGGUGCUGGUGACGGAGCUUAUAUUCGGACGGGGCCAACUGAACGGCGACAGCAAACCGGUGCAAACGGUGCGCGAGUACAAGGAACGAUUGGAGAAGGCCAUAAGUGGGUCAAACAUCCAAAAGAAAGAGCCAAAUCCGCGCUAUGUUCGCGUCAAUACGAAUCUGCUCAGCAUUGCCGAAGCGUUGGAGUACCUGUCCAGCGAGGAAUGGCGGCGCAAGGAGCUGCCAGCCGAGGCAACAUAUGCGGACUUUCUGACUGCCAUCCGGGCCAUGGAAGAGGAUGAGUUCAUGACGGAUCUGCACGUCGAGGGCGUACUGAUAUUCCAUCCCAAAUGGGCACACUACUGGGCCGGCCACGACUUCGUUCACAGCAAGAAGUUCAUUCUGCAGAACAAGGCCACCAGUCUGGCUGCCGAGUUGUUGGCACCGCCAGUGGGAUCCACCGUACUGGACCUUUGCGCCGCUCCAGGCAUGAAAACGCUGCACAUGUGCAAUGUGAUGCAGAACAAGGGACGCAUUUAUGCCGUUGAACAGUCUCAGGAACGGUACAGGGCCUUGUGCGAUAUUACCAAUGAGGCGGGAUGUGAGAUUGUCACGCCCAUUCUGGGCGAUGCCUUGACCAUGGAUGCAACCCGCUGUCCGGAUGUGGAGUACAUCCUGGUGGAUCCGAGCUGCUCCGGCAAUGGCAUGCAGAGCCGUAUUAGCGUCUGCGACGAGCAGAAAGACGACAAGCGCCUUUACAAGCUGGCCGGCCUGCAGAUCAAGAUCCUUUCGCAUGCGAUGAGCGCCUUUCCCAACGUCAAGCGAAUCGCCUACUGCACGUGCUCGCUGUGGAAGGAGGAGAACGAGCAGGUGGUGCAGCGCUGCCUGCAGCUGAAUCCCUCCUUCAAAAUGCUCAGCUGCAAGAAGGCGCUGCGCAACAAGUGGCAGAACGUGGGCGACAAGGAGUACGCCAAAAUUGGCAAGAACUGCUUGUACUGCCUGCCCGACAGCGAUCUGACCGACGGCAUCUUCCUGGCACUGUUCGAGAAAAAACGCGACGGCGAAGAGGAAUAAGAAGACGGAGAGUAGACUGUUGAUCAUAUCUUUAUUUGACACAUACUUCAACUUCAUUUGUAUACAUUUUUAUAAAAAAAAUUGAAAAAAGUA